UUUUCGCGCUCGGUGUUGCGGCAGACAUGAGAGUACACAGUCGGUGGAUCCCGACAGAGUGGGACCCCAGUGACGAGGCCUCCCGUCGGUAUCAGCCGCUUGGGCUCAAGGGGAAGUUCGAGCGGCGAUGGGGCCCCCGCGCCUGGCGGGGCGGUGCAUGCCGAGGCGGGCGCUGACGGGGCAGACGCCUGUGCCGCGCGCCACCUGGAGUUCAGGCUCAGGCCAGGCCGCCGCGAGGUCCUCGCGCUCCCGCUCGGCCAGGCGGUCAGCCCCUGUCUCCCGCCGCACCGCUGCCAGGGCGCCGACGCUGGGGCGCGCGCGGCCGCGCAGCUUGCGUGGGCCGCGCGCCGAUCGCGUCGACCUGGAGCUGCGGGCGCUGGUGGAGGCCGAACGGCAUCAGCUCUGCUCCAGGCUGACACGCUUGGAGGCGGAGAAGGUGUGGGUGAAGACCCAGAGCGUGUACCUGGGGGUCUUGAAGGUCCUCCUGGCCGGGCUGCGCCCGGGCCCCCUCCCCGCCUGGACGCGCGAGGAGUGGGGCGCGACAGCGUUCGAGUUCGUGGAGUGGCUCUUCGACCAGGGCGGCGCUGAUGCGACGGCCAAACGGUUGGGCUCGGCGCUCGCGUGGGGCGAGCCGAAGCUCAGCGCGGGCACCCUGCGCCUGUCGUUCCCCGUGCUGCAGCAGACGCUGAGGGGCUGGGUGCAGCAGCGCCCAGAACUGUCGCGCCCGCCCGUGCCGUGGCUGGCGGCAGCUGCCGCGGCGCUCUGGCUGCUCGAGCAGGGGCUGGAGGUCGCGGCGCUAGGCGCGGUGAUCAUGUGCGAGACGUACAUGCGCCCUUCGGAGCAGCUGGCAAUCGACGCCGACCAUGUCGUGCCACCGCUGGAGGGCGAGUCUGUGAUCAGGGCCCAAGAGGGGUUGGUGCCAACCAAGACCAACGCCUUCGACGUGAGCGUCCCGCUGGACAUGUCGAGGCAGCGCUGGCUUGCCCGCUGCGUGGAGGCGCUGGUGCGGCGCCGCGGCCCCGGGGAACGCCUGCUCGAGGUCGAGUGUGUGGGCUUCCAGGAGAGCUUCAGGACAGCCUUGAGCGCUGUUGGAGCCUUGGAGUUGCGGGCCACGCUCUGCUGCCUCCGCCGUGGAGGCGCUAGCCACGACCGCUGCGUGGCCGCCAGAACCUUGGCGGACGUCCAACAGGGCGGGUGGUGCGCUUAGUGUUUCAGGAGCUUGGCAAGGCGCGCGUGCGCGAGUUGCGCCGGCGCGUGUCUGGUAUCGAGCGCGCCUUCGAGAAGCGCUUCGUGCGGCGCUGCAGGCCUCCCGCGGACGGCAGUCACAAGUGGUGUUGGAGAAAUUCUCGGGAACUGGCGAGCUCAGCCGCCAUCUCCGAGCCCGAGGUGGGGCCGUGAUAGAAUGGGAUGCCAGACGUGGGGCAUGUUUCAAUCUUCUAUUUCCUGAGGUUUGGCAUGUGCUCCGUGGGUGGAUAUGUAGUCAAAGAGUGAAGGUUGUGUGUUUGGGAACCCCAUGUGCAGGCUAUGCGAGAUCCCGCCGUGCCCCCUUUUACAAUAAGAUGCAUCGCGCAAUCAGAUCCCUUGAGUAUUCCAUGCGUCUGCCUGGGCUUUCUGAAAAUGAUCAGCGUCUUCUCCUG
Prorocentrum cordatum is the source of this 1637-nucleotide messenger RNA. The record is from the annotation of a GenBank genome assembly. NCBI's taxonomy places the organism in Eukaryota, Dinophyceae, Prorocentrales, Prorocentraceae.